AUGGUCAAGGAUAUCAAGGUUAUGGUCGUUGGAGACAUGAGUGUUGGAAAGACAUGUCUUUUGAUCUCUUAUACAACUAACUCAUUCCCAGGUGAAUAUGUCCCAACAGUGUUCGAUAACUAUAACGCCAACGCAAUUGUAAAUAAUACACCAGUGAACCUUGGACUUUGGGAUACAGCAGGAUCGGAAGAAUACAACAGCUUUAGACCUCUGAGCUACCCUGGUACAGACGUUUUCCUUAUAUGUUUUAGUUUAAUAUCACAGACUAGUUUCGAGAAUGUUAUAAAGAAGUGGUUCGUUGAGAUCACACAGAAUAUGGAUGUAUUGCCACCGAUCAUAUUGGUUGGCACUAAGCUCGACCUGCGCAACUCAAAACAUAAGGCGAAUGGAGAGGAACCAAUCACCACAGAGAUGGGCGAGCAGAUGAGAGCAGAGAUCGGUGCCUACAAGUACUGUGAGUGCUCAGCGCUGACUCAGGACGGCUUGACCACCGUCUUUGAGGAGGCUGGUCGCGUCGUUCUCUUCCCACCCUCCAAGGAGGAGAUGGCCGCACAGCUGACAAAGAAAGAAAGAAAGGAAGGAAAGGAUCCCAAGAACUGUAUUUUACAAUGA
Acytostelium subglobosum LB1 is the source of this 612-nucleotide messenger RNA. RefSeq lists its product as hypothetical. NCBI's taxonomy places the organism in Eukaryota, Evosea, Eumycetozoa, Acytosteliales, Acytosteliaceae. The coding region runs from base 1 to 612 and encodes 203 amino acids. Gene Ontology annotation, cellular component: cytoskeleton; cell cortex; cell projection. The transcript is spliced from 5 exons. The record is from RefSeq and is a predicted model, not a curated record. Gene Ontology annotation, molecular function: GTPase activity; protein kinase binding; GTP binding. Gene Ontology annotation, biological process: small GTPase-mediated signal transduction; establishment or maintenance of cell polarity; regulation of cell shape.